CACCAAUGGUACCACCACUUGCACCAAUCACCCUCAUUCGUCCAAGGGCCGAAGGAGACCACACCACUCCCCGCAGCGGUAUAGGCCGGCCGCCCCGUCCCCUUGUCUAGUUGGGUCUCCAUCUGCCUCUCUGUGUGGCGUGUGGGUGUAGUUAGGGCUGGCCGUCGUCUUGUACUAGUCCUCCUCCUCCUCCUCCUCCUCAUCUUUCUCCUGCUUCUACUAUAAAGCAAGGCUGGCUGCCGGGAGGGGAGGUAAUGACUCGAGGCCGCCGUCGACCAUGGGAGGAGAUCACCACCAACACCAACACCACGGCGGCGCAGGCGGCGGCGACGAUGGACAGCAGCAGGCGCACGACAUGGUGAUGCCGGGCUUCCGCUUCCACCCGACGGAGGAGGAGCUCAUCGACUUCUACCUCCGCCGGAGGGUGGAGGGCAAGCGCUUCAACAUCGAGCUCAUCAACCUCGUCGACCUCUACCGCUACGACCCGUGGGAUCUCCCCGCUCUGGCUUCAAUUGGGGACAAGGAGUGGUUCUUCUACGUGCCGAGAGACCGCAAGUACCGCAACGGCGACCGCCCGAACCGGGUCACUCCGUCGGGCUACUGGAAGGCCACAGGGGCAGAUCGGAUGGUGCGCGUUGAGGGUAACCGCUCCAUCGGGCUGAAGAAGACUCUGGUGUUCUACGUGGGGAAGGCGCCCAAGGGUCUCAGGAGCAGCUGGAUCAUGAACGAGUACCGCCUUCCUCAUGGCGAGGCAGACCGGUACCAAAAGGAGAUUUCCCUUUGCCGAGUGUAUAAACGUCCUGGGAUUGAAGACAACUUUCACCUCACCACCAACACAAGAUCAUCAGGCUCAAAGGCGGCAGCAUCGAUGGAAAAGAAGCACCACCGGACGUCAGCAUCGCCACGCUUGGCACCAAUGUUCGACGGUGGCCACUCAUCAUCAGCUCACAUGAACAAGCCAUACAGUGGCACAAUCAUGGCAUCAUCAGCUGCAGCUCGAGCAGCAGCAACAAUGGCGCCUCAGACAUCAAUGGCGUUCCUGUCAACCGCCUCGCUUAGCUCCACCACGUCGACGGAGGAGGACGGUACAUCACUCUACCACAUGAAGGGCGCCAACCCACAGCUGCUGCCUUCUUCCACACACGCCCUGCUUAAUGCAAACUCCACUACAAUGGCAACCAUUCCCAUAGAUGAGCUGAGUAGGGCAAUUGGGUCAUACAGUAACCAGGGAAACCCUAACCAGCCCUUGCCAUCAUCACAAGGUCCAUUGCUUCCUUUUCCUAGCAUGGAAAAGAUUUGGGACUGGAACCCUCUCCUAGAAUCACCCAAGGUUUGCACAAACUUCAAGUGACUUUCCGAGGGCAUGCACGCACACAUAUGAUGCAGGCAUGAUCUAGGGCAAGAAUUAAGCUAGCAUUCUCAUGCCUGUAUGCGUGCUUAGUAGCACGUAUUCUAUAUAUGAAUACGGAUGUAUAUGCAUGUGUAGAGACUUAAUUAUUUGGGCUGGGACAUGGGUUAAGGUGUAAUGGAGUAGGAUGAGGCAGUUCUAGUCCCAUGCAAUGUUCCUCUAUUAUUCAGUUCAUCACAUGAAUAGAGGGUGUAAUGAUAUGUCAAUUUCUAUUUGAAAAUUCAGACCUUUGUAGCAUAUGAAUCGACUAGAAAUGGAAUAAAUAUUAUUUGGUCAUCUGGUCUUUA
Messenger RNA from Setaria italica (foxtail millet), 1695 nucleotides. Its product is annotated as NAC domain-containing protein 35. The record is from RefSeq and is a predicted model, not a curated record. Lineage: Eukaryota; Viridiplantae; Streptophyta; Magnoliopsida; Poales; Poaceae. The transcript has 3 exons. Gene Ontology annotation, biological process: regulation of DNA-templated transcription. Gene Ontology annotation, molecular function: DNA binding. The coding region runs from base 278 to 1351 and encodes 357 amino acids.